Dalotia coriaria is the source of this 1690-nucleotide messenger RNA. RefSeq lists its product as uncharacterized. Lineage: Eukaryota; Metazoa; Arthropoda; Insecta; Coleoptera; Staphylinidae. Gene Ontology annotation, molecular function: protein binding. The record is from RefSeq and is a predicted model, not a curated record. The coding region runs from base 383 to 1678 and encodes 431 amino acids. The transcript is spliced from 4 exons.
GUGGCAGCGAGGGCCGGAGGAGGAAAAACAAGGCCAGGAAAGCUGUUAUCACAUGAUGUAGACUCGUCCGACUGGUCGAAUGGGUCGAACACCGGUGCAAGACUUUCGUUCAAAGCGUUGAUUGACUUUUAAGUGCAUAAACUAUUUGCAAAUUGCUUUCAAAUCGCUGGAAAGUAAGUGAAAUUAAAUUUGGCAUGUUUCUGUAAUAAUGGUGAUUAAUUAAUAUCGCAAAUCGAGCGAUACACUUAUGAAUCAUUAAAAUCACGCACUCAAAUUAAUACGCAGUCAUAAAAGUUUGUGCACUUAUAAACAAUAAAUGACUCACGUGUGGAUCACAUAAGAAAGUGAUUUCAUUGCUACGGUUAUUUUUUCAAAAGGAAACAUGCCAUGUGAAAUAUUACUGCCAAGAGAAUUAAUUGAAUUGAUAUUGCUUUAUUGUGACGGACAAACCUUAUGCGCUGCACAGCACGUGAACAGAGAGUGGAAGGAUAUUGUCAAUUACUUGGAUAAGAAAUACAAGAUUUGGAAACGUAGCUGCAUAGAAGACAUUCCAAAAUUAGAAUUAUUACAAUACACGACUCUUCCUACAACCGACUGGCACCAAAUAUACGAAAAUCGAACAACAUGGCAGGACAUCCAACAAAAUAUUAGAUUCCACACUAAAGUGUUUGAAACGCAGUCCGCAAACAAAGAAAUUACCUGCAUUGCUGCCACAGAUAAAUACAUAGGGAUAGGAUUGGGAUCAGGUAAAAUAAUCGUAUAUAAUCAAGAUGGCGUCCAACUCAAGGAGUUCACCAUCCAUUUGGGGACAUCCAUUAAAUCAAUCCAUUUCAUUACAGAUGAAGAUCAAAAUACGAGCAUUGUCGCUAAUUACUAUGACAUGCUUAUUAUUCACAAGUUGGUUCUUGAAACAUUUGACGCAUUAAACGAAUAUAACUAUGGUGUGGUUGACAACCAUACAGCAUUCGACUUUUACAAAACCUUCUUCAGUGGAAUGUCUUCACGCAGUCCUUAUUUGACAAUCGGACGCUUUACAAACGAUGAUUUGAAUGAAAAUCAUACAAUUAUCGCCAAUAUAUUGAUGCAUGAUAUCAACUACGGCUAUGGACUUCAGUUAAGACUACUCACUUGUAUAUUAAACGAAAAUUUGUGCCUUGUAUUGGCAAUGAAUAUGAUGUAUAUAGUCGAGCGAGAUGAUCAACCAAAUGCUCAGUUUAUUGUGAGAGUAUUAAUGACGAUGCCUGAGUUAGGACGAGAGGGUUUUCGUGGCAUUAACCUUGAUGUUUGGGUGAUGAAUGAAGACGUACGUGUGAGCUGCAUUAGAGCGUUGACUACAAGUGAUCCACAAGUUAUGUAUGUUCAUACACCAACUAAAGAUAUUGAUCCGACUACCAAGUAUUUUCUGCCACAAGAAGUAUUCGAAACUGUGAUAACAUGCAUUCGCUUGCAUGGCAAUACACUGGUCAUUGGCACGUUGAAAGGAUGGCUGUAUUUCUACGAGAUAAACAAGCGCGAGGAUUGGCAAACAUUUGAUAUUGCAAAUUACUCGCAUGCAAUGGAAAUAGACAUUGCAUUUGGUCCAGUGAAAUAUAUUUCUGUUGCUGAAAGAGAACAACGUUUAUUUUACGUUAGUAGUUCUUGGGAUAAAAUUCGAAUUGUCACCGGGAAAAUAAAAUAAACCCAAACAAUA